Messenger RNA from Carassius gibelio (silver crucian carp), 2748 nucleotides. RefSeq names its product zinc finger protein 750 (gene znf750). The transcript is spliced from 3 exons. Gene Ontology annotation, cellular component: nucleus. Gene Ontology annotation, molecular function: DNA-binding transcription activator activity, RNA polymerase II-specific; promoter-specific chromatin binding; RNA polymerase II cis-regulatory region sequence-specific DNA binding. Bases 545 to 2392 code for a protein of 615 amino acids. Gene Ontology annotation, biological process: epidermis development; positive regulation of transcription by RNA polymerase II. The record is from RefSeq and is a predicted model, not a curated record. NCBI's taxonomy places the organism in Eukaryota, Metazoa, Chordata, Actinopteri, Cypriniformes, Cyprinidae.
GAGUAGCGCACACAUUUGGAUUCAUGCAAAUCUCACUGGUUGUCCUCAAUAUCUCCACACCCCUCUGACUACAUCCUCCAACCUGCUUCACACCUAACACUAUGACUCCUGAGCUAAUUUAACCAUUCAGGCAAACAAAAGCUACAAACAGUCUUGUCUGGCUUCUAGUCCAUGUAGAUUCUUGCUAGCAGGUGAAACAGGAGGCAAACUAGCAACGUAUAGUGGCUUGGGGCUUGCCAAAUAUCAGGCACAUUGAUGCUGCCUCAGGGCUCUACUGCUUGGGCAUAGACUCCACCCCACAGAGUCAACACCUCAGAGAGGACGUGAGAGACUCAUCAGAAACUAGACAGAACUCCUAAACGAACAGACACCUGCUCACAAGGACAACCAAGUCAUCUAAACUGUUCCACUGUGGGACCAUCAUACAUUUCAGGAGGUCCACUGUGGACAUACAUCCAUCGACGAUACAUCCAACAUCUCAAACAACGCGUCUUAAUACAGGCUGACACACUUCGCAGUACUGGAUUUGGACAACUGCACCAGUAUGGACACUCUCCAGGGAAGAAAACCGAAGAAACCCCAUUACAUUCCCCGCCCCCCUGGCAAACCCUUCAAAUAUCAGUGUUUCCAAUGUCCCUUCACCUGCAACAUCAAGUCUCAUCUCUUCAACCACAUGAAGUAUAACCUGUGCAAGAACUCCAUCUCUAUGGUGUCCCAGCGCAUAGAACAGACAGGGAAAACGCAGAGACCUUCCCAGCAUAAUUUCCCCUUCAACCAAAAGGGCAAAGAGCCACCCCUGGAAGCUGAAGUUAGGAAAUCUAUAGAAAGGGUCAACGAAAAGGUUGAACAAGAGAAGAUGGGCAAAGGAACAAGAGAAAGUCCCAUCAAAGAGGUCACUAAAGAUGUGACUGAGCAAAUCUGUGAGACCAGGGACAAAAAAGGAGACAUAGACAUUGAACAGAACAAAAUAUCUUCAGCUUUCUCACCAGUUGCACGAACAUGUGAAAGCGAAGCUCUAGCUCAGUCUCCACACAAAGAUGAUCAAUCAUCUACUUCAGCCAUUCCUCAGUUUUACCACCAAAUGGCACCUUGGGCCCCACCUGCUUCCACAGCACCGCUUCUUCCUCUAAUACCAGAAUAUCCAUCAUACAUGGUAUCUGAGAGGCCCUUGCAUUCUCUCUACACAUCCUACUCACACAACCAAGCAAACACCCCAGCCUACCAACUUAUACCUCGAGACACCCAAAGACCUCUUGUUCCAUCACCUUUGGUCCCACCUAGUACUUCCCUUCUCCAUCCCUACCACUAUAGAUACGCCCAUUCUAUUAUCCCUGGUCCACCUCUACCCUACAGCCUCUACCAACACCCUGAAUUUUCCAUGUCCUUACAGAGAACCAGGUACCUUCCUCUGGAUGUGUACAGCAACAGAUUUUAUCCUCGAGAGUAUGGAGGGCAUUUAGUACCCCUACCUCAUCCUGAAUCUUACAGCAGACUUUCUGAGGACAGGGCUUUCCAGGAACACAAAACAGUGGACAAAAGUACUCGCCAGAGUCCUUUAGAAGGGUGCGCCGCCUCUGGAUCUCCAGACAGGCCUAGUACCGCAGAUGUCACCCAGCGAAUCCCUGUUACACUCAGGCAUGCUUCUCAUGGGGAGUCAUUCCCAGUUAGUCAAUCACAGCAUGUUGAACCAGUGGCAACUACAGUAACUGAAAACUUACCCAAGAAAUCAUUUGGACAAACUCAAGACAGCAUGUUACAAAAUAAAGAGAGGAAUGAACCACAAACCACAGCUUCUGCAAGAAGCAGUGAUAUUUCAUCAGAAAAGGAAGAUGAAGAUACUGAGGAAGAGCCAGCUCCUCUUAACCUUUCAAAGAGAGACCAGGCCGUAUCCAGCAGCAAUAUGACACACCACUACCCUGACUGCAAGCUCCAUUAUGAUUCAGAAAGUAGUGAAGAAGAAGCACCGCUCAACCUCUGCCUCAGGGUUCAAUCCAACAACCUAGCCUUGCUCGACACCACAGGCUCUGAAACUCCAGAAAGACAAACCAUUAUAAAUGCUGAGGUAUGCACAAUUGCUCCACCCAAAGAACAAGAAAUAGACCCAUGUGACCAGAGGCACUCUGCUGCGUUUGCUCUGUGCCAGUUAGCUAGCUCAAAGGACAUUUUCAAUGACUCCUCUUUUGGCCAACAAGAAACGACUGAAGGCCAGAGCAGUCAAAGUCUUCCUCCCCCAGACAAGAGCCCAGCCAAAGACACUCCAGACACACCAAGACAGAGCACACGGGCAAUGGGACAAAAACGGGUAAACAAUAGACCUCUGAGGCACACUACCAAAAGAGCUAAGGUCAAAGAACCUGCUCGAACUCAAAGAAAGAGGUCACAAAACUGCUGAUUCAGAGACAGAAUGGAGCUCCAGUGAAAAUAUCAAUACUCAAGAGACUUUACAGGAAGACGGCCAAAGUCUACAUGAAAGCCUUCAAUUAUUAUUCUAUUUAUGUCUGUAAAACUGCUUGUUUAAAGGUCAUGGGAUCAAUUCCAAGGGACAAAAGCAUUUGCUUAAUGCAUAAAUGUAAAUGUGGAUAAUUCCAAAAUAUUCUUAGUGUAUAACAUUAAGCACAGAUUGGAAGAAAAAGGGCAGCCCAGAUUUUACACUGAGAAUAUUGUGUGCUUUGAGAAAACAUGUAACAGAUCAUUAAAGGAAGUAGGGUGGUGGCAUUUUUUUAAAUAAAGGAUCUUGUUAAACUUGAA